Molecule: messenger RNA, 2601 nt
Organism: Glycine soja
Lineage: Eukaryota; Viridiplantae; Streptophyta; Magnoliopsida; Fabales; Fabaceae
Exons: 4
Coding region: 220-2091 (623 amino acids)
Source: RefSeq, a predicted model, not a curated record
AUAUAUAAAUCGUGAAGACUGUGGCGGUCCUUUGACACGGAAAUAUGGAAACUGAGAAACUGUGACUCAUUCCUCUUUGACUCCGACUCCCCAUAGCAUUGUGUUACACUCUCCCUCUUUUCUUUCUUCUAUCAUUCGUCUUUUCAAAACCUUAAACCCAUCCAUGGUUUCUUCCUCCGACCAAACACAACUUUGAGCUAAUUAAGAUAAGACGGAACGAUGCCGCCGAUGAAGUGCUGGGUCACGAGGUUGUCGGGGAAGCCCAACAAACAACAACACGCCGUGAAGCUGACCCAAUUGAAGCUCGAAUUAGGCCUCUUCGGAGCCAGGCUCGGCGCCGCAAACGACAGGAUCGCAUUUGAAAUUACGGGGAUUGCCACCAAGAAAGAAACGACACCUCUCCCACUCGUUCCCUUUUCCAAACGACGAUACACUCACAGUCACACCACAUGCUCCCGCAGAUUCCUCAGUUCCAAAUCACCCUCUCUCGCAUGGGAAGCACGCGACCUAUGCGGUUUUCAUCUCCUCCUCAAAGACCACUCCCUCGAUGUUUGCGACAUCGCAUUUCAUGUCUUAUAUGGAGAGGGAAAUGCGGGAGAAUCGAAAGCGAAAAUGACGGCGGUCGGAAAAGCGGAAAUGAGCGUUGCGGUGGCAGAAUUGGUGGUGAGGAAGGAGAAGAAGACGCAGUUCACUUCUCAUCAUGACUUUCAAAGAAGGCUUCCAAUCAAAUUAAAGGUCAAUGGUUUAUGCAUAGAAGCUACCCUUUUGGUCUCUAUGAGAUUAUUGAAGUUGAGGGAUUCUAAUGGUGACUCAGCAGGACCCUUUGGAAAAAACUGGGUCCAGUCAGAGAAGAAACGAGGGAUUAUAAAGGAAGUGAAGUACUUGGCAAGCUUGGGAAAGAAAAACAAAGGCAAGUUUGAUGAAUCGGAACAAACGAGUCCUCAUGACUCGGAUAGAUCCCCCGUGUUUGACUCGGAUGACUCGUACGAUUCCACCACAAGCAGUGGCAGCAGUAGCAACAGCGGUGGAAUCCCCAACGCACGGUCAACACUCUCAAACGGGUCUGAGAGCUUUACAACCUCGGAGACAGCAAAGACUCGUUUGUCCCACUUGCCACGGAAUAGAAGCCUCAAUACUCAAACCUCCUAUCCUGCUCCUUUCACGUUAUUGCAGAAAUCAGAUAAACUUUCUCCACAAUUAUUAUACCAAAAAGGCAAUUCAAGAAGCUGGGAAUACAAGGACUUUUCAAGUAGAGAUGGGCAAACAAAGCUCAAAACCAAUGUGUUUUUUGCUUCCUUUGACCAAAUGAGUGAACGAGCCUCCGGUGAGAGUGCGUGCACGGUUUUAGUUGCACUCAUAGCGCACUGGCUCCAUACCAACCACGGUAUGCCAACAAGAGCACAAUUUGAGAGACUCAUCACACAAGGUUCAUCUGAAUGGAGAAGGCUAUGCAACAGUGAUGACUACUCAAAGCUCUUCCCAGAUAAGCAUUUCGAUCUAGAGACAGUCAUAGAAGCCAAUCUCAGACCUCUUGUUGUUCUCCCUCAGAAAUCUUACACGGGUUUUUUCUCCCCUGAGAAGUUCCAGUGCUUGAAAGGAGCCAUGUCCUUUGAUGAAAUUUGGAACGAGAUAAAGAGCAAGGUGGGUGAUAAGGAGUCAAGAGUUUACAUAGUGAGUUGGAACGACCAUUUCUUUGUGUUGAAGGUAGAAGCGGAUGCUUACUACAUCAUUGACUCUUUGGGGGAGAGACUUUAUGAGGGGUGUCAACAAGCAUUCAUACUCAAGUUUGAUGAUUCGAGUGUGAUGUAUGGGAAAAUAGACAAAGCGAAAGAGGUCCCAAUUAGUGGUGCAAGCCGUGAGAAAAUUUGCCGUGGAAAAGAGUGUUGUAAAGAGUUCAUCAAACGGUUUCUUGCUGCAAUACCACUUUGGCAACUAGAGAAGGAGGAGAAGGAGGAGAAGAAAUGGAGUGUUUCAAGUCCCUAUCUUCACCGGCAAUUGCAGAUUGAUUUCCAUUAUAGCUCUUCAUCAUCCUCAUCUGCUUCAGCUGAUUCUUUGUGGUCUCUCUUAGAAAGUGGUUCUUUAGAAGCCUAACUACGUAGCCAGUUAGGUAGGCACAUUCAUCAGGGCCUUGUGAGUCGUCACCCAAUGAACAUGUGCAGAAUCUUUGAAAUUUGAACGUGUAUAUGAUCAAUGCUUUAAACCUUGGGGUUAUAUCGCAAUCUUAGGUAGAUAUGCUGGGCCAGAGAAAAAUUGCAUCUCCACAUCAAAUUGGUGCAAGGAAUGUUUUCUGCUGGUUGACCUUGAGCAAUUGUUACCACCAGAAAAUGCUAAUUCACAAGAAAUCCAGUUUUUAGCGGCUGUGCCGCUGUUUGCUGACAACUUCUGACCAUGUGAUCGAUUUUUUUACUGAAAUUGAUGAUCAAGAAUAUUAUAUGAGCAUCAUUAGUUCAUAGAGUAGGCAUCCUUUCGGGAUUGAUCCUUAUUUGGUGAAAAACGAAAGGAGUGUUUGUAGAGAUGCCAUGUACUUGUUCUUGCCCACUAUAUUUCCUUUUUUUUUCAAUCAAUUUUUAAAGGUAAAAAAAUUAGCACCAUUUCACCCCA